This is a messenger RNA of Dermacentor albipictus, 489 nucleotides long. RefSeq names its product mitochondrial translation release factor in rescue. Gene Ontology annotation, molecular function: translation release factor activity. Gene Ontology annotation, biological process: translational termination. Gene Ontology annotation, cellular component: mitochondrion. The record is from RefSeq and is a predicted model, not a curated record. Lineage: Eukaryota; Metazoa; Arthropoda; Arachnida; Ixodida; Ixodidae.
AUGUUAGCCGGACUUGUGGGCACAGCGGGCAGGCUCACGCUGGUCAUUCUUCGCGCACACUGCCCGCGCACAACGGCGUCAGCCACGAUCGAGUGCACUAGAUGUGCCCACAGAAUCGACCGCUCCAAAGUGCCGGUCUUGAAGGAAGAAGAAGUCGUCGAGCAGUUCGUCCACGGCAGUGGUCCAGGGGGGCAGGCAGUCAACAAACUGUCCAACUGCGUGAUGCUCUGCCACACUCCUACAGGCAUUGUGGUCCGGUGCCAUGAGAGCCGUCUGCUCCACGAGAACCGGAAGAUGGCGAGGAAGAUGCUUUUGGAAAAACUGGACGAUCACCUCAACGGAGACAUGAGCGUCUCGGCGCAGAAGCUGCGAAUAAAGAUGGACAAACGGCGAAAACUUGACCGGAAGAACGAAAAAUUGCGUGAACUGAAAAGGCAAUAUCUGGAGAGGCAAAAACAUAGUGAGGACUCUGACACUGAGCAGCUGUAG